Striga hermonthica is the source of this 531-nucleotide messenger RNA. The record is from the annotation of a GenBank genome assembly. NCBI's taxonomy places the organism in Eukaryota, Viridiplantae, Streptophyta, Magnoliopsida, Lamiales, Orobanchaceae.
AUGCUUCUGAAAACUGAGCUUAGUUUGUUCUCCAUGCGGGAGCCUGAGCUUAAAGGACUCGUCUUGCAGGCUGUCGAGAUGGGCUUCCAAAUGGGCUCAAGAAUGCUGGUCCACGGUGUUCAGGCACUCUACAGCAAUAGCCCAGAGACUAUUAGCAGAAAGUUUGGGCUGUUUGAAGAGCUUGGAUUUAGAAAGGAGGAGUGUAGUUUGAUGUUUGUGAAGGCGCCCAUGGUUUUCAAGGCGUCUGAAGACAAGCUGAGGCGUUCGGUGAACUUCUUCAUCAAUACUCUCGGGUUUAACAGGUCGCUGCUGGUGGGGUCUCCUUUUCUUUUGAUGUUCAGUUUGGAGAGGAGGAUGGUGCCGAGGUUGAGAGUGAUGGAGUUGGUGAAGUCGAGGGGAGUUCUGAAGAGGCAUCCGAGUUUUGUUACGGUGUUGUUGAUGACGGAGGACGAGUUUGUGAAUCAGUUUGUCUCCAAAUACGCCAAGGAUUUGAAAGUGGCUUACGAGAAAUGGCGUUUGGGGUCUUCCUGA